AAAGGAGAACCAAGAAAAUCGCAUGUUCAAAUUAGAACAGAUAAGAGGUAUGGAAGGGCCUGUUGCUCGUUCAUCAUUGAUUGGCACCAGCAUAUCGGUAGGCCAUUGCAAGUAAACAUGCAGUACAGUGGGGCGAAACCAUGACAGCGAUGGAUGGCUACUUCCAGCUGCUCAGAAUCCGACGACUCGCUACCACAUCCCCGAUGCGUUUCCGCCUCACGAACCGAUCCGCUGCGUCCCAGAAGCAGGGCCUGCCCGUCACCCUUUUCUCCCAGUCCUCGUCGUACGCCGUGUAUUCGAAUGUCAGCACGAAUCUAUCGCUCCGUACAAUCCGAAACUGGUCGUGCAAGAUAUGCUGAGCCACCCUAUUCGAAGAAGACUUGAAAAGCACGGCAACGCUAUGCAACUGAUCCUGCGGAUUGGAGAGAAAAUGGCUGAGAUCGGUCGCCGAAAGCGAACCGUGGAAGGCGAUCGUUUCCAGGUUUGAGAGCUGCGCGAGCCCGCGAAAGAAUCGAUGCGGGGUGAGAGUGGACGCGAGCUUGAACAUCGGGCCGCAUAUCUCCAGACGUCGCAGCCGCAUGAGGAUUGGCUGUGCCGACCAGUCAGAUCCCUCUGAUAGCCCAAAGAGCGGCUGCAGCCAGGCCGAAAGACUUUCGAGCGGCAUCGGACUGAGGAGGGGGAUCAGUGAGGGGCGACAGAGAUGUUGCGGGAUGAAGAGAUCCUGCAGAUUGACACAUUUCGCGAGGACGCGUUCCACCGUGUGCAAGUCCCAGUCUGUGUUCUCCGCGAUGAAGAGAUGGCGUGUAGCGGCGAGGAAGUGUGGCGGGCGAGAGUUCAGGACACGGAGAACAGCAUUGCUUGUGCCCUGGUGUGACGUGCAUAUGGUGGUGUACAACACAGGUUCGAUCCUGCGAAAUCGUAUGGAACAUUGUCUUCCAAUGUUAGCCAGCUGUGCGCACCAAAUGUGUGCGCGAUGACAGACCAGGAGGAGCGCGAUGAUAUUCUUGCGGCUUCCCAACAACCCAACUGCCACCUCGCGGAGUAUCCGGUAUUCGAGUUCCG
This is a messenger RNA of Mycena citricolor, 1062 nucleotides long. NCBI's taxonomy places the organism in Eukaryota, Fungi, Basidiomycota, Agaricomycetes, Agaricales, Mycenaceae. The record is from the annotation of a GenBank genome assembly.